Ictalurus punctatus (channel catfish) is the source of this 4244-nucleotide messenger RNA. It is a transcript of the gene adgrl4, whose product is annotated as adhesion G protein-coupled receptor L4. The record is from RefSeq and is a predicted model, not a curated record. Gene Ontology annotation, biological process: cell surface receptor signaling pathway; adenylate cyclase-activating G protein-coupled receptor signaling pathway. The transcript is spliced from 16 exons. Bases 67 to 2283 code for a protein of 738 amino acids. Gene Ontology annotation, cellular component: membrane. NCBI's taxonomy places the organism in Eukaryota, Metazoa, Chordata, Actinopteri, Siluriformes, Ictaluridae. Gene Ontology annotation, molecular function: calcium ion binding; G protein-coupled receptor activity.
GAAAUGAUGCACGUCACACAGGCACACAGUGCAGUUGGUAAAAAGUGAAGCAGUCUUGAGACACAAAUGGAGUUCUUCCUCAUCUCACCGCUGAAACUCUUACUUUUAGCAGGCUGGCUUUCAACUGUGCUGGAUCCAUGCAAAUCUUCAAAAACUUGUGAACGGUGUCACCAGAAUGCAACUUGUACAGCUGACAGUUGUUUCUGCAAGAGAGGUUUUACUGGAGAUGGAGCCAAUCAGUGCAUAGAUGAUGAUGAGUGUGCAAAUGUCACUCACAUCUGUGGGGAUAAUGCCAUCUGCACAAACACAAUAGGAAGCUAUUAUUGUACCUGCUUGCCUGGAUACAUGUCAUCAGGAAUCGCCAAAUUUCAACCUAAUGAUGGAACCUACUGUAAAGAUCUUGAUGAGUGUAUGUCCGGUCAGAUUUGUGGGCAAUUCUCCAAAUGUCACAACACAAAUGGCUCUUUCUACUGCUCAUGCCAAAGAGAUUAUACAACAUCAUCAGGAAAUAUCCAGUUUCAGGGAGAUAAUACGACUGAGUGCAAAGAGGACCCAAAUAAGGACUGUCAUCAGGACACAGGAUGUAUAACAAAGACUGUUAAAACCACAGUUAAAAAUAUCAUUAACCUGCCAGAUCCACAGCAGCAAAUGGAGGAGAUAAAUAACCAAACAUCAGGUGACCUUGCUCCAGUCACAAUAAUCUCUUACAUUGAUGCCAUGGAAGCGUCUGUGUUGCAUUUUGCAAAUGAGUCUCAGACCGACAGUGCCAUAAAUGCCACCAUCAGGAAUUUGAUUCAAAGCGUGAAUAAUCUGGUGGAAAAGGAGGAAAAGGUGGCAUGGAACAGAAUGAAGGAAGAUACUAAGGACCAUUACAUAACUAAGUUACUACAUACAGCAGAGCAGGGAGCAGUGGCACUUUCUAAAGCCUACAAACAUUCAGCUGAAAUGCAAAUCAAAACAGCUGACGUAGAACUGAAACUCUACAAAUUUGUCUCCCGGGAAAAACAGAAGUCCAGCAUUUCAGCAUCAAUAGGCGGAGAUUCUAUUUCACUUAGUCUCAAAUAUAUGAAAGAGGAAAAUACAAACAGGAGUGUCUCUGUUAUAUUCCUGCACUACGACAGCAUUGGGCCUCUGAUGAAGCCCAAAUCUGACCCCGGGGUGAACGACUAUAGCCGAUACGCCGAAGCAGGAGAGAUCAUAGUAAAUUCUCCUGUAAUAGCUGCUGCCAUAAGUCCACCGGAUAUUUUCCCCUUGGAUUAUGUGACCUUCACUCUAAAACACCAUGAGCAUAUAGACCCUGAAACUGAUGAGACCAAAUGUGCUUUCUGGGACUAUUCACUGAGCAACAUGAAAGGUCACUGGUCCAUCGAGGGCUGUACGCACUCUCAUGUCAACAAGACCCACACAACCUGCUCCUGUAAUCAUCUGACACACUUUGUCAUCCUCAUGUCCUCUGGCCGGGCCAAUCUCGCUGCACACUACAACGUACUGAAUCGCAUCACUCAGCUGGGAAUGGUGAUCUCCAUAAUCUGCUUGUUCAUGUGCAUCUUCACCUUCUGGUUCUUCAGUGAGAUUCAGAGCACCAGGACAACCAUCCACAAGAACCUAUGUUGCAGUCUUUUCAUGGCCGAGUUUAUCUUUCUAAUCGGGAUCAAUAUGUAUGCACACAAGUUGUUUUGUUCGGUUGUUGCUGGGUUGCUGCAUUAUUUCUUUCUGGCUGCUUUCGCAUGGAUGUGCAUCGAGGGCAUACACCUGUACCUGAUUGUUGUCGGCGUCAUCUACAACAAAGGCUUCCUACACCGCAACUUUUACAUAUUCGGUUAUGGCAGUCCAGCAGUGGUUGUCACAAUCUCUGUAACUCUUGGCUAUAAAUACUAUGGCACAAAUUCUGCAUGCUGGCUAAGCACGGAAAGAAAUUUCAUCUGGAGUUUCAUUGGACCUGCAUGUUUAAUUAUUCUGGUGAAUUUGUUGGCAUUUGCUGUAAUCAUCUAUAAAGUCUAUCGUCAUACAGCUGUGAAGAAGCCUGAAAUCAGUCACUAUGAAAAUAUCAGGUCUUGUGCUAGAGGAGCUCUUGCUCUCUUAUUUGUACUUGGAGCUACAUGGACAUUUGGCGUGGUGCACAUCCUCAAUGAGACCACUCUCACAGCCUAUCUCUUCACUUUUGCUAAUGCCUUCCAAGGGAUGUUUAUUUUUAUCUUCCUCUGUGUUUUGUCUAGAAAGGUUCAAGAAGAGUACUACCGAAUGUUCAAGAAUGUGCCAUGUUGUUUUGAGUGCCUGAGAUAAGGAAAUCAGAUUUUUGGACACUCACCACCAUGGAAGCAACUUAAAAAAUAUUUCAUAACUCAUAAGUAUUUGAGGUUACAAAAAUUUGAACCUUUUUGUCACCUACAAAAAAAAAAACAACUAUUUUUUAUAUUUCUAUGUAGCAAAUGUGAUAAUCAAACCCAUCCAUCAUACUGAAAUUAGUAGUAAAAGUAGCAUUAUGUGUUAGUAAAUAGUAGUUAAUCUGUUAUUUGUGUGGCAGCACAGGAAAACCCAUCGGAUGACAGUGACAGUGUGAUUGAAUUCUGGCAAAAAUACUGCUUUUCUGCCUAUAACGUCAACUUAACAAUUUAAUUGUGCCUAGGAUAUAUUCUUGCAGAGAGCCUGUUGGGUAAGGAGCCAGUUUGGAAAAAUGAUGGUGUAAAAAAAAAAAAUUCAGUAUGAAUAAAGAUGUCUAAAGCAACUGUGCUGCAGUCGAAGUUAAAUACUUUUUAAGACUUUAAAAUGCCAUAACUUUACUUGUGAUUGAGAUACACACAAAUAUACUUCAUUUCAAGAAAAGCUGUAGUUCAGAACUAUACAUAGUAGAAAAUUUCACCAUAUGAAGGGUUUUCCCAGGCUGCCACAUAUUUUGUUCACUGUGCACAUUGCAAAUGGAUGUAUUUGAAUACAGCUUAAAAUGUACUUUUGUAAAUUUAACAGUAAAAGUACUGCACUCAAAAUGUACAAAAACUAUUAUAUACAGUAACUAGUUCAUCUGCUCAGUUAUUUACUACACAGAGUUUUGUUUACAUAAUAUUUAAAGUUGCUUAAACUAAAGUUGUGUUUCUGCCUGUAAAAGAGUUGUAUUCUUUAUGUAUUGUAUAAAUCGUUGUUAAUGAGUUACUUUGUGAGGUUUGGAUAUAUUUCAGAUGUUUUUGUUUUUUAAAAAAGUUUUAUUACAGUUUAUUCACUAUUAUCACCACAGACCGAACAAAAUGAUGCAGAAUAGCAUUUAAAUAUGGAAAUCUUUGUGGACUUUUUUAACUGGUCACUGUCAGAAUUCUAAUAUGAUGUUAAAUGAGUGCUUUAUUAAAGGCAGGGAUUUCCUGGAAGGUAAAACUGUUUAGCCCAUAGAUGCAAGUGAAGUCAAGUCACUUUCAUUUUUAAGCACGUUUAAAGAUGUCUACUAAAGUGCCGUAAAAUGAAAUAUUUAGUAAUUUCAAACAGCGAUGAAAUAAAACAUGAAUAAAAUUACAUAAACGAAUUAAUUAAUAAAACAAUAAAAAGCAUCAAGCAAAAGCAUUAGUCAAAGCCACAGGAGGAAAUGGAAGACUCAAUACUACUGACUUUUAUAAUGACUCAAAUGCCUGGGAGAGUAAACAUAUUUUUAAACUGGAAAUGAAAGUUCAGUGCUAAUAUUAACUAUAAAUCAUAAAUGUGUGGUGUGAUGCAACUGGCUAAGUGGAGUGAUAAAGUUUUUGGACAUUUAUGAUUGAGCUAGACAUAAAUUAUUCCAAUAAAAUAAGCUAAAAACGUUUCUCCCUUCAUUAAACGUUUGUCCAUUCACUAAUACAUAUUCUUUGGUUCAAUUUUCCAAUAAUAGAAUAUUUAUAAUGGUCAUUAAAACUAAUUGCUAAAAUAUAGAGUGGUCAAACAAUUUUGACUGGCAGUGCAUGAUAGCAAGUAAACUAUAUAACACUAAAGAUAAUAUAGCAUUCAUGAAAAGUUAUUGAUAAUUUCUUAACACUUGUUUAUCCUGAAUACGUUCUGGAAUGUUCAUGAAGUACAUUUUGUUUCUUAAUGAUGGCCAAAAGCUAACUGACUGAGGGACAGCUGUGGUGGCGCAACAGUUAAGCUUCUGUGCUUAUGAGUGAAAGAUUGAGUUCAAAUCUCAGAACAGCGACAAAGUCACUGUUGGGCUCUUGAGCGACUCCUUUAACUGUUCAGUUUUAUGUUUAUAAUAGGUCUCACUAAAUGAAUAAAUGUAUAUUUAAAAGCUG